GUUAUCCAAUAAAAUCUGGCUAACAAAACCCAAAAAAAACAAAAAAAAAUAGUUGAGGAAUAAAAAAAAAAAGAAAAGUGAAUAUAAUAAGAAGAGAGGAAGCAAAGAGAAGUAGCGUCCUCUCUUCAAUUUCAACCGGCACUUUCUUCUCUUCUUCUUCUUCUUCUUCUUCUUCCCAAUCUUAUUCGUCUCUUUACCUACACCUAUAUAUAUAAUAUCUCUCCUUCCCUCACACACAAACCUGCACAGCUGCAAUAAUCUACUUCCCCUUUUUUAACAACGAAUCGGAAGAUUCAAGCGAGAAAUCGAUUUGGUUGUCUCUGUUUUUUUUUUUUUUUUUUGUUUGGGAAAUUGGUGAUUGAUUGGAUGGUGAGAAGGCAAGAGGAGAAGAAGGUGGAGAAGGGAAUGCGUCUGGGUAAAUACGAGCUUGGUAGGACGCUCGGCGAGGGUAAUUUCGGUAAAGUAAAAUUCGCUAAAGAUACCGUCUCCGGUCAAUCCGUCGCUGUUAAAAUUAUCGACAAGUCUCGUAUCGCCGAUCUCAACUUCUCCUUACAGAUCAAAAGAGAGAUCCGGACUCUGAAAAUGUUGAAACAUCCCCACAUUGUUAGAUUACAUGAGGUAUUGGCUAGCAAAACGAAAAUUAAUAUGGUAAUGGAACUUGUUACCGGAGGAGAAUUGUUCGACAGAAUUGUUUCCAACGGAAAAUUAACAGAAACUGAUGGAAGAAAAAUGUUUCAGCAGCUGAUCGAUGGAAUCAGCUACUGUCACAGCAAAGGUGUUUUCCACCGGGAUCUCAAGCUAGAGAAUGUUCUUCUUGAUGCGAAGGGACAUAUAAAGAUCACUGAUUUUGGCCUCAGUGCUCUGCCUCAGCAUUUUAGGGAUGACGGAUUGUUGCAUACAACCUGUGGAAGUCCUAAUUACGUCGCGCCCGAGGUUUUAGCCAACAGAGGUUACGAUGGUGCAGCAUCAGAUAUAUGGUCGUGUGGUGUAAUCUUGUAUGUGAUUCUAACCGGAUGUCUUCCUUUUGACGAUAGAAACCUUGCAGUUCUUUACCAGAAGAUAUGCAAAGGAGACCCACCAAUACCAAGAUGGUUAUCACCAGGUGCAAGAACCAUGAUUAAGAGAAUGCUUGAUCCAAAUCCAGUCACCAGGAUCACAGUCGUGGGUAUUAAAGCCAGCGAGUGGUUCAAACACGAGUAUGUUCCUUCAUCUCCCGAUGAUGAUGACGAAGAAGAAGUUGACACAGACGAUGAUGCUUUCUCAAUCCAAGAGCUCGGAUCAGAAGAAGGGAAGGGCAGUGAUUCACCGACCAUAAUCAAUGCGUUUCAGUUAAUUGGAAUGUCUUCCUUUCUUGACCUGUCAGGUUUCUUUGAACAAGAGAAUGUAUCAGAGAGGAGAAUAAGAUUCACGUCAAAUAGCUCCGCAAAAGAUUUACUGGAGAAAAUCGAAACAGCCGUUACAGAAAUGGGAUUCAGUGUACAAAAGAAACAUGCCAAGUUAAAAGUAAAACAAGAAGAAAGAAACCAGAAAGGUCAAGUUGGUUUAUCAGUAACAGCUGAGGUUUUCGAGAUAAAGCCGUCACUGAACGUGGUUGAGCUAAGAAAAUCUUAUGGCGAUUCAUGUUUAUAUAGACAGUUGUACGAGAGACUAUUAAAAGACGUGGGCACAUCCUCGCCGGAGCAAGAGAUAGUAUCCUAGCUAGUAACAUAGGUGUUGGUGUUUUCGGCUGAAAGAGAUAUACAUAGCUCUAAUAUUUUAUCAUAUGGUACACACCAUCCAUGUUCAUAAUUUAUCAUCAUCAGUAUAUAUAAAAGGAGCUCGAUUUAUAUGAUUAGUGCAAAUAAUUGCAUUAAUUAUAUCUAUAAACCGUGGCGUAGUUCUUAUCUCACUACCUAUGUAUUUGCUCUUUAUUUGGUGUGGUAAAUCGGCUAUUAGCCAAAAAAUCCCAAGAAAAUCUCUUCAUUCUUUUUGUAAAUAAUAUACAUAGUAUGUUUAGUUUGUAUUUGUACAUAAUUUAAUUUCAAAUGCGAUACACAUAUAAAUUUGUAAUAUUAA
Arabidopsis lyrata subsp. lyrata is the source of this 2055-nucleotide messenger RNA. Its product is annotated as CBL-interacting serine/threonine-protein kinase 1. Lineage: Eukaryota; Viridiplantae; Streptophyta; Magnoliopsida; Brassicales; Brassicaceae. The record is from RefSeq and is a predicted model, not a curated record. The transcript has 12 exons. Gene Ontology annotation, molecular function: ATP binding; protein kinase activity. Gene Ontology annotation, biological process: protein phosphorylation; signal transduction. The coding region runs from base 367 to 1698 and encodes 443 amino acids.